Sitodiplosis mosellana (orange wheat blossom midge) is the source of this 842-nucleotide messenger RNA. It is a transcript of the gene mRpL41, whose product is annotated as 39S ribosomal protein L41, mitochondrial. The transcript has a single exon. Bases 150 to 713 code for a protein of 187 amino acids. Gene Ontology annotation, cellular component: mitochondrial large ribosomal subunit. Gene Ontology annotation, biological process: translation. Gene Ontology annotation, molecular function: structural constituent of ribosome. The record is from RefSeq and is a predicted model, not a curated record. Lineage: Eukaryota; Metazoa; Arthropoda; Insecta; Diptera; Cecidomyiidae.
UGUUGUCAACAUAACCAAAGAAAAGAAAAUCGCAUUCAAAAUAAAAGUGUUGUGUUUGCACUCAAUUUUUCCCGUGAAUUGUUUACCUUUCGAGGCGGAUUCAUUCAAUAUUCAAUAAAAAAUAACCUUUUUAAGUUGAUAAAUAAACCAUGAAUAAGGUUGCUGCAUUGAAAACACCGGUAAAUUUAGUGAGGCGAUGCAUAUCAACAUCGUCAGUGGUGGCAAACAAAAAGAAUUUCCGAAAAUUCUAUAUACCACCCGAAGUCCGUGGUGAUCGUGUAUUUCGUGAAAAACAAAAAUCAAACAAACCCGAUGAAAGAAUACCGCUUGAAACGUACGGUGCCCGUGCGACAACCAUUCUAGAUGAUUAUGGAAAUAAAGUCGAAGUGGCUGAAAUGAUUCCCGAAUUGAUUGUGCCCGAUUUGAAGGAUUUCCCAUUAAAGCCAUACGUUUCGUAUCGUACAGCCGAUUUUCAACAGUCUGAAUUUACGGCCGAAGAUUUAUUCAACGCAGUCUACUCGAAUAAAAUCGUUGAGGAUUGGAAUAAGAAGCAGCUGAACGAAGAUGGUACACCGAAAACACCGUCCGAAGAUGAGUUGUUGGAGGCAGAAGAAGCAUUUGUACGGGCAAGAAAGACCGGUUCAGAUAUUUUCGGCGAAAAACCCAGAUUUAGAGAUGAUUUUUACAAUUCGACUUACAAAGAAUCUGUCUAGAUAAAUAAAUAUUUGAAAUGUACACAGUUUGACAGUGGUUAUUUGUUGAGAACGGGUUUGAUUUGAAACUUUGAACCAAAUUGGAAUUAUUCAUAAUAAACAUAUUAGAAAAUUAAAAAGCAUUUCAAU